AUGAGGGGUGCAGAUUAUCUGAUCACGCCGCACGAAUUUCAAACCCCUUCUUGGGCCAGAAUCCUCUUAGGGGGCGCUGAGCUUUUUUCAGACCCACUUGACAAUGCAUACAUACUGCACACGCUUUUCUUGAUGCCCUCUAAUGAUGGUGGUUUCCGUGGCGUAGGAGUUACCGAUCGCGAGUCCUUCUACAUAGCUUCCGGCUACGCACUUCUCAUAACUGCAAUUUUUGGAUCCCUCUGGCAAUUCGCUACCUACUUCGCUCUUGUGUUUUAUCCAACAGAAGAUAGGAGGACUAUAGGUCAAGUACUAUCGAGAAAUAAGGGCCCGAUAAUAGCCAGAAAGAACAAAGAUUUUGACGACUACUACCACACAAACUCUGCCUCCGGGGAAAAGCGCGACUCGUCGGCCCUGGACCAAGAUCAUGGAAUUGAGAGUAUCAACGCGGAAUUGCUCAAUGUCCGCCGACGAAAGGCCAACAGGUAUAUCGCUUUGGUAGCGAUCUGGAACUCGAGCGAUCCAUAUACUGCCAUGGUGUUACUCAUAAAACAUGCUACGGUUGUUUUCAAAUUCGAUAAGCGGGCAGGGUUGUUCGACGUUGCCAUGGUAGUAGUUGCAUUUUUACUGGUAGUUGGCGGAAUCUUUGCCGGUGUCGUCGUUCCAGCCAAUCUUGAACUUGGCAAUGUGGCCCCAGCGAAUCCCCAAAGUGUUUUUUUUGCAAUACCUGAUCUCAACAAUAUCGAGCAACAAUGGGUGGCUGAACGGGUCAGGGCGCCAUCAGCUCAAAGAGCCGUGGGAGUUGUUGAGUAUGCGAAAAACCAACUACGUGAGAGGGUGACAUUCUCUAUCUCUGAGGACCAAGUUACCUCAUAUCAAUUCAACGUAACCGGCGUGGACUUUGGGUUACAACUCAAAGAUGCUCGCAACUUCAUGCUGAAAACCGAAGGGGGCUGCAGUUUUGAUAAUGAGGCAUACAAAGGGACGGACACUGAGGUUUACCGCGACCUCUAUACUAUAUAUGGUACAAAUUAUACUUUAAAUACAUUUUCGGACGCAAACGUUGGCGGAAAAAUGAUUAUGCCUAGAUUGGCCGGUGAUUCCGAUAUAGCUGAAAUAUACAACAACCCAAACGGAGCAAGGCUAAGAUAUUAUAUUCUCCCAGACACUGUCGGCCGGUAUAGCCACACCAAAUCAUCCGAUCCAUGGUACCUUACGGAGCCGUCGCCGGAAAUUGAUGUCGAGAUACUUGGUCUUACAAAGGAAAAGAGGUCAAUCUUUUCGACCUGGAUCAGCUUGGCCUAG
Morchella importuna is the source of this 1302-nucleotide messenger RNA. RefSeq lists its product as uncharacterized. The coding region runs from base 1 to 1302 and encodes 433 amino acids. The record is from RefSeq and is a predicted model, not a curated record. Lineage: Eukaryota; Fungi; Ascomycota; Pezizomycetes; Pezizales; Morchellaceae. The transcript is spliced from 6 exons.